AUGGCAUACGUGGAAAAGGAGACGGAUUGCAAGGACUACUACUGCGAUGCCAUGAGCGUUUGCGGCGUUCGCUGUCCGGAGAUUGACAUCAUGGAAGCCAACAAGCAUGCCUUCCGCUCGACGCUCCACGACGGGAUCUCGAACCAAGAGCUCCCCACUGGCGGCUUCGGUGGGGGAGGCAAAACCUGGAUGGGGCCGCGGGACUGGUCGAGCGAGCAGUAUGGUCCUGGGGCGCUGUGCAUCGACACUAACAACCCCUUCCAGGUCGCAGCCAGAUUCCCGAAAGACAUAUAUGGGAAGCUGGCAGGCAUGGAGGUUGUCCUACUGCAGCUCUCAGCUCAGAGAAACUGCGAGCUGCUAGUCGACAUCUCCAAGUACAAGGAUCCCAAGACAGGUGACGAUAUGCUUCACCUGUUGGGAAAGACUUUGGAGGCAGGAAUGACUCCCAUCGUUAGCUAUUGGAAAUCUCGGACAAUGACCUGGCUGGAUGGUCAUGGCCCUGACGAAGUUGACAGCGGCUUGUGCGAGAAAUCGGAGGACGAAGAGCCUCAGUGCUCAGACAUUUUGGGCAGGAAGGAAGUCGAAUUUUCAUCCUUUUCGAUCACAGACCUGGUGGCAUAG
Messenger RNA from Symbiodinium sp. CCMP2456, 621 nucleotides. The record is from the annotation of a GenBank genome assembly. Lineage: Eukaryota; Dinophyceae; Suessiales; Symbiodiniaceae.